AGUCUGGCAAGCAGGUCUGCGUUGUCAUUGUUUGAAAAAGGGGUGGGAAGUUUCCUUUUAAAUGAAACUUAAAGAGGAAGAGAUAAACGAAACUCUGCACACACAGGCAACCAAACUAUCACCUCGUCACAGUUAUGAUGGACAACAGAAACCUUCAGAGACAGUUACCAACAACCUUCAUUAAACUGGUGGUGCCUUUCAUAAUAGGGGUCGCUGCUGCAGUAGUGUUGCAGAUGUCCAGGCAACAAAAUAAUCAACAUCAUGUUUCAGUUCAUGAUUCAGUUGAUAUAGUGCAUCAUCCAGGUGAAGAGCUCCGGAUUCUUUUGGUUGGAAAAACAGGAGUGGGGAAAAGCGCAACAGGAAACACUAUUUUGAGAAAAAAGGUUUUUAAAUCAGAGAUAUCGUCCUCUUCUGUGACUGGGGAGUGUGACAAGUUUCAUGCAAUAAUAAACGGCAGAAAAGUGUCCGUCAUUGACUCUCCAGGUCUGUUUGACACCAGCUUAACUACAGAUGAAGUGGUCAAGAGAAUUAAACUCUGCAUCCCUCUCUCUGCUCCUGGUCCACAUGUCUUCUUGGUUGUGAUUCAGCUGGGCAGAUUCACAGAUGAAGAGGCAGAAGCUGUAAGGAUCAUUCAAGCUGUUUUUGGUGAGGAAUCCUCUGCUUACAUCAUGGCUCUGUUCACUCAUGGAGAUCGACUGGAGGGCAAAAACAUUCACACAUUUGUGCGGGACAACCCAGAACUGCUCAGUUUCAUCAAAGCAUGCAGCGGACGAUACCAUGUGUUCAAUAAUAAAGAACAAAACCCUGAACAGGUCAAUCAGCUGCUGGACCAGAUUGAUAAAAUGGUCACUGGAAAUGGAGGACAAUACUACACCAGUGAGAUGCUUGAAAGGGCUGAGAGAGCGAUCGAGGAAGAGAUGAAACGUAUCUUGAAGGAGACAGAGGAGCAGAGACGGAGAGAGAUAGAAGCUCUGAAGUCAGAGCUUGAACGAGAAGAACUGAAUAAACGUCAUGAGCAGCAGGCAAGAUGGAAGGCUGAGAGAAGCAGUUCAAUUUUUGAUCAUAUAGCACAAUUUGUCAGCAAUAUUGUAAAAAGAGUCUUCAGAUUUUUUAGUUGAACAUUUUCGGAUGUCAGUUCAAAUUAUAUCCCAUAUAAAAGUAUCUUCUUAAAAAGCCACUUAUAUUGUGAAGAAAGGUUGAAAAAAUUUCCAUGCAAACAUGCAGUUUUUAGAUUCUUCAAAAUCCGUUUUCUCUCAGGUACGUCACCAGCGCAAGCUUCAUGCUGAACAUUUCUAUAUCACUCUAGUAAACAAUGUCCAUAGUUACAAAAGAAAAAUUGUCUUGACUUUAUUAAAUAGUUAUUUUGGGAAAAACUGUAGGGAGGCGAUUUCCCCCACUGUACCCUAUACACUCUCAGAAAUAGCCGUCACUGGUGUGGUAUACCUUUUUAAAAACUACACACCUUUUGUACCUUUAGGCAUACAAUUUAAGUACUAAUACAAACAUGUACCUUUUUAAAAAUGUACCUACCCAAUGACAGCUUUUGUAUCUUUAUUUCUGAGAGUGUAUACCUAGUCUUUAUAGUCUGAUAAUACUCAGAUUGUUGUAGCCUAGCUGCAUAUCAACAUUUUUCUUUCUUUCUUUCUGUCUUUCUUUCUGUCUUUGAAUGUUGCAGAUCAAAUUAGGCAUCAUUUUCUUGUAUGAGUGUGAAUUAAAAAGUGCAAUUAAUGUUGACUGUCUAUGUAUGGGGUUCAGAACUAAGUGCGCUUAACAGCCAAAGACAUGCUUGCUGGGCAAUUGGAUCCCAUUCAAAGCCUACAGUAUUAUUUGUACAGUAUAAUAACGUUUUAUCCUAUCAAAAAAAAACCCUAUAGGAUUCCAAUCUGGUUUUGGCCGUUAAAGGUAACCUUUUCAACAUUUUCCAUGUAGUUGACAUCGGCCCAAUUUAUGUGUGCUGUAUGCGAAUUCAAGACUAGUGUGAGUGUGUUCUUCUAAAUUCAGUCUAUUAAAAUACAUUUGAAUAAUCAUAAAUUCAAGACAUGGGGACAAAAAAGUUAAAUAUUUAUAACACUUUAUAUAGUUAAUCAAUAUGACACAAAGAGUGCCAUUUUUCUCUAAAAAUGUUUGAUUACAAAAGUGAUAUAGAUUUUAUACAACAACUCAAUAAACAAAAGUUAAUUGAGAGACUUAUGUUUUAGACACCAAAUGUCCUGUUUUUGCUCUAUUUUGCUAAUAAAAAGAAAUCAAACCUCA
This is a messenger RNA of Puntigrus tetrazona (Sumatra barb), 2253 nucleotides long. RefSeq names its product GTPase IMAP family member 9. The transcript has 4 exons. NCBI's taxonomy places the organism in Eukaryota, Metazoa, Chordata, Actinopteri, Cypriniformes, Cyprinidae. Gene Ontology annotation, molecular function: GTP binding. The record is from RefSeq and is a predicted model, not a curated record. Bases 135 to 1118 code for a protein of 327 amino acids.